AUGUCCGCUCGCAGAGACGCAAAAUACCCCAGCCGUGACCUUUCACCGCGGGGCCGCUUGUACCGGCGACAAGACUCGUCAGUGUCGAAUUCGCAGGAACCGACCCCGGGCUCGAGCUCAAACCCACCCCCCUCGUCUGACCAGCCACCGUCGUCAAACUCCCCCACGUCGUCAACAACCCCUCCCCCCUCAUCGUCAACCCCAACAACGAGCAGCACUCCCACCUCUAAUCCACCCACGAGUGAACCGCCCACGUCGACGCCACCCACAUCAACUCCCCCCACAUCGACGCCACCGACUUCAACGCCGCCGACUUCAACGCCGCCGACUUCCACACCUCCAACUUCCUCCCCAACCACGAGCACGCCAACUACCUCGGACCCCGCAUCCACAUCCACAUCGACGACUAUUGUGACUCCACCAGCGUCAACGACCACGACACAGGAGCCUCCAUCCUCCGCCUCGACCUCGACGACGGUUGUCAUCGUUACGGAUGACACAUACUCAUCGACGCCGACGUCCACGAGCCCCGGCUUGACGACAUACACUCGCAAUGGCACGACUGUGGUCGUGUCUAUGACUGCGACUGGUCAAUUCCAGAGCGAAAUAGCCCAUGCCGGCGGGAACACACACGCGAACGUUGGCGCGAUCGUCGGGGGCGUGCUGGGGGCCGCAGUGGCAUUGGGCGCGAUCGUCGGCCUCCUCCUCUUUUGCCGCCAUCGCCGUCGAAAGCAGCGCUACGAUGGCGUCCCGCAGAUGCCCCCGCGUCCUAGCUGGACGCCAUUGUCACCGGUGGCAACGGGAGCCGCGACCCUCAGCCCAGACCCUACUUACGAGCCCUACUACGACUCAUUCCAGCGCUACGACCCAUCUGGCCCGUGCUCGACUCAGCCUACGUCGGAUGGCCACGUCCGUUCAAACCCCAACUCACAGUACUCUACCUACUCGCAGCUGUCAACGAUAGACCCGACGCCCGAGUCGAGCACGAGACAACUGUUAAGCGCUGGAUCGGGCGCAGCCACCGCAGGUGGUGUUGCAGGUGGUGUCCCAGGGGGUGCUGCUGUUGGUGCCGGGACUGCUGUGACCGGGGCUGCUGUGGCUGGGGCUGGUGUGGCCGGUGCGGGCGCACGAAGCGCACGAAGCAGCGACGACGACAUCUGGAACGAGGCGCGGAUGUACCAGACCAGCUAUCUUCCCGAGCCCUAUCCUAUCAACAGGGCCGAGCACACUGGUACGCCCUCGUCAGCAUACGCGUGGGGCGCGGCUCAGCCCAAACGCCAGCUUGGGAUGACGAACCCCGACCCAGAGACGCCGGACACGCCCAAGUCUAGCUACUUCGGGUUAUCGGAGCUUGGGGACGGAAGUCCAGGCGUGAGUGCUCCUGGGGCUGGUUCAGGGGCGGCGGCGGUGGGAGUAAGCGCAGCUGCGGCUGGAGAUGUGCCCCUGUCGCCACCACGGCCACCGAAGAGCGAGCGUCGCCUGAGCAACUCCCCCCUCGUGGUGGCGGCGAACAUUGCCGACCAGAGGAUGGAGCAGCCUCCUCUCUCGGCUGUUGGCACAACCGACUCGGACCCCUUCAGGUGGGAUGCAAUGAGCACGGCCCAAACAGCCCUCACGACCAACAGCACUGAGCAUUCGCAACCAGGCCUCGCAUUCUCCACCCCUUCUGGCGCAGAUCAGCCCGUUGCUGGCGCUGGCCGUCUACCUGUCACCACAGCUGGGGCCAGUGUGCAGAGACAGGAGACACUGCCGCCGUACCAGCCCGAGUGGGAGAACCGCCUCAGCGGGAGCACUUUUGGGGACAUGAAGCGCGAACUGCGUGAGCGCAGCCGAGACACAAACUAG
Cutaneotrichosporon cavernicola is the source of this 1845-nucleotide messenger RNA. RefSeq lists its product as uncharacterized. Bases 1 to 1845 code for a protein of 614 amino acids. NCBI's taxonomy places the organism in Eukaryota, Fungi, Basidiomycota, Tremellomycetes, Trichosporonales, Trichosporonaceae. The record is from RefSeq and is a predicted model, not a curated record. The transcript has a single exon.